CAGAAAAAAUGUCCUUUCAAACUCUAUAAUAAAGAGGCAAAGAACCAUGAGAAAUGUCAAUCGAAUAAUAGUAAACUGUCCUAUAUAUUCUCCAACAAGAAUAAAAGAAGUGCUUCUCUUAUUACAUAUCUAGUGAAGAAACAAACUUAAAGAAGGAAAACAGAAUGAGUCCAAAAACUUAUCUUGCUGUUCCAGUCAUUGAUUUCUCUAGAUUAGACCUCAAUCCCGACAAUAAUACUGAAGAGUGGGAAUCAGUAAGAACCCAAGUUGUGAAAGCAUUAGAAGAACAUGGAUGCUUCAAGGCUUCCUCCAAUAAAAUUUCUUUAGAGCUUAGACAGGCCAUUCUUAGUGACCUCGAAGAGCUUUUUGCCUUACCUCUAGAAAACAAAAUGCGUAAUACUUCGGAAUUACCAAAUUGUGGAUAUAUUGGAAAAUCACCUUUUACUCCACUUCAUGAGAGUCUUGGAAUCAUCGAUCCCAUUACUUUGGAAAAUGUCGAAAGCUUAACCAAUGUCCUAUGGCCUGGAGGAAAGCCAAGUUUCAGUGAGAACAUACAAUCCUACUCCAAGCAAAUACUUGAAGUGGAAAAAAUAAUAAGGAGGAUGAUUUUGGAGAACUUGGGUGUUGACAAGUACUUGGAUGAACAUAUGAAUUCAACUGCCUCCUCUCUCAGGGUAAUGAGAUAUGAAGCACCCAAUACCACUGAGACACAGCUUGGACUAGCUGCCCACACGGAUCAAGGCAUAAUUGCCAUUCUGUACCAAAAUCAAAUUGAUGGUUUAGAAGUUGAGACCAAAAAUGGGGAGUGGGCCAAUAUCAAACUCGAACCAGACCAUUUCCUUGUCAUAUUUGGAGAAUCUUUCAAUGCAUGGGUUAACGGUCGUCUAUAUGCUCCAUUUCAUCGAGUAACAAUGAUCGGAAAUGAGGUAAGGUACUCAUUCGGAACGUUUUCAGCAUUUAAACCGGGCUACUUGAUAAAAGCACCGGAAGAGCUAGUGGAUGAAGAACACCCUUUGCAAUACAGGCCUUUUGAUUUUAUUGAAGUCCUUAACCGCCACCAGGCACAAGUGCAGAAGAGCUCUGACAAAGUUGAAACGGCUAUUGCCCCUUUAAAAGCCUAUUAUGGUGUUUGAUUCUCAGUUAUAUCCGAUGUUAUCUCUUACAUUCACGUGCAUGUAUCAUUAAUUAAAUAUAUGGAAACUUUAUCUUUUAAUUA
Messenger RNA from Ricinus communis (castor bean), 1216 nucleotides. Its product is annotated as probable 2-oxoglutarate-dependent dioxygenase AOP1. Bases 165 to 1133 code for a protein of 322 amino acids. Lineage: Eukaryota; Viridiplantae; Streptophyta; Magnoliopsida; Malpighiales; Euphorbiaceae. The record is from RefSeq and is a predicted model, not a curated record. The transcript has 3 exons. Gene Ontology annotation, molecular function: dioxygenase activity.